Messenger RNA from Symbiodinium sp. CCMP2592, 405 nucleotides. The record is from the annotation of a GenBank genome assembly. NCBI's taxonomy places the organism in Eukaryota, Dinophyceae, Suessiales, Symbiodiniaceae.
AUGGCCGGGGCCUCGGCAGACUGCACCUGGGUCUUUGCCGUUUGCAUGUCAGCGGAUGAUGCAAAGCAGGUGGAGCGUCAGAAGCCGAAGACCUGCUGCUCUGGGAUCCGAGAGUGGAACUCCCUGGACUGCUGGGCAGGCUUGGGUGGCAACGGACCUGGAACAGCACUCUGUGACAUCACUGGGCGCUCCACGGAUCAGCAGUUCAUCUUCGAUGGUUCUGGCCAUGUCUGGCAUGGCUCCGGCGAAUGCUUGGGAGUGAAGGAAGGCCACCAGCUGAAGAAGGGUCAAUGCUCCAGGGCCGAGCAGUGGGAGAUGAUCGAUGGCUUCGAGCCCAUGGAGACGAAGCUAUACAAGCAAGCAGUGGUCAAGUACUCUCUCUCCGAAGAUGCGCCAGACCAUUGA